Messenger RNA from Bursaphelenchus xylophilus (pine wood nematode), 4961 nucleotides. The record is from the annotation of a GenBank genome assembly. Lineage: Eukaryota; Metazoa; Nematoda; Chromadorea; Rhabditida; Aphelenchoididae.
AUGAAGGACACAGGAACAAAGUCUAAACCAUCCGAAAAAGGGAUGGAUCGUCUGAUCCAGUUGGUUUCCAAACUCCAAGAUGUUUUCUCGACUGUCGACGCCGCCAGUCAAGAAAUGCAACUACCACAGAUUGUUGUGGUUGGUGAUCAAGUAAGUAUUUUUUAUUUUUUAUCGUUUUUUGUAGUAGAAGUGGUGUAAUUUCAUGUAAUAUCGCGGUGUAGCACCUUAUCAUUGUAGAACAAGGUGAUUCCACAGUUUAUAACUUGCUUUUUUUGGAAAAAUUACGCUCGUUUGGUUUUUUAUACCUAAAAUAAUACAACUAUCUUCAGAGUGCUGGAAAGUCGUCUCUUCUGGAGCGAAUUGUGCGCCGUGACUUCUUGCCUCGUGGUACAGGCAUUGUGACGCGUCAGCCAUUGGUAUUGGACCUGAUCAGAACGCCCAUUGGGGACAGAAGAAGGAAACGCCCCGGUAUGUCUACUAUAAUAUAAAUUAUUGCUUUAGGUGCUCCAGCAGAAGGUGACUUUGCCCUCUUUGAGGGUGUAGAGAAGAUUUAUACCGAUUUCGAUGAAGUUCGCGAGGGGGUUGAAGAGUUGACCCGAAAAACUUGUGGAUCUAAUAAGGUAUUGGCAGUUUCACGACUAAAUUAUUGUAUUUUAGGGAGUUUCGGACAAACGCAUCCAUCUCAGAAUUUAUUCUGAGCAUGUCGUUGAUUUGAGUCUUGUAGACUUGCCUGGGCUAACCCGUGUAGCCGUCGGCGAUCAGCCGGAAGACAUUCCAGAGCAGAUCCGCGGGAUGAUAGAGACCUUCAUUGCUAACGAAAAUACAAUCAUUUUGGCUGUGACUCCGGCUAACGUCGAUUUGGCCACUUCUGAACCUUUGAAGCUGGCAAAACAAUUCGAUCCGAAGGGUGAGAUUGAUUUUUUGUGAUGGAGAAUAUAGCAGACACCCUUUUUUAUUGAAAAGCACCGCUGUGUUAUCUUUAGGAGACCGCACAAUCGCUGUGUUAACCAAAUUGGACCUGAUGGACAAGGGGACCUCUGCCGAACACGUCCUACUUGGUCAUACGAUUCCAGUGAAGCUGGGAAUUGUCGGGGUGGUCAACAGGUCGCAGCAGGAUCUCAACAACAACAAGUCUCUGGAUGCGAUGGAGGACGAUGAGAUCGCGUUUUUCAAGAAGAAAUACCCCCAUCUGGCCGCGGUAAAUGGAAGCAGUUACCUGGCGCAACGCCUUAAUGAGAUUUUGAUUGGACAUAUCAAGAGAUGUCUGCCAGCCUUGGUUGUGAGAAUCCACGACAAGACCGCGGAGAAGAAGAGAAAGCUGAUUGAGCUCGGCGAAAGUUUUUCGGAUCCGAACAAUGCUGUUGUGAAGACGGUUACCCAAUUUACCCAGACUUUCAAUGCACUUUCAUUCGAUGGAUGCGCCGUAAUGGACAAAGAGGACAGAAGCCCUGCGGCAAAAAUUUCAUCUAUUUUCCAUGAUGAGUUUCCCAAAGAGAUUGAUCAAUUGAAUCCAUUGGAGGGAGUCAAAAGAGAUGACGUCGACGCCUUCUUGAGAAACGCUACGGUAAGUUGAGAAAAAAAAGAAAACUAAAAUUGGUAUUGAAGAGAGAUAUUAGCUAAUGAGUGAUGUAAUACGUGAAAUUUGCGGUCUUGAAAUAAAGAAAAUUUAGGUCUCUAGCACGCCACGAAAAAAGUGGAAAUAGAGAAAUUCGCGCGAAAAUGUUUUUGACAUUUUAUACGCUGAAACCUCUACAAAUAUAAAAGAAAACUGAUUCCAAAAUUCGAAUAAAAGAACAAUUUAUGUGUGAAAACGACGGGAAAGCAUCGUAAAAGAUUGGGAUUUGAAGAAGAACUUGGCCUUGACGUCGGAAUUCUUUCCGAAACAUCGAGCUGAGGCGACGUUGCCAACGUGGUGCAAGCUUUCCAGGCCUUGUUCUCUGUAGAGCCCCCACGAACCAUGGGAUGUGACGAAGUCGGCAACGUGGGCUUCAAGGAGGUGCAACUUGUUUAUCGCACGAAGUCCACUGUGUCUCCACGCGUUUGACAGCAGAAGAAUGUCCCGUUCAAUGCAAGGCUUCGUGAGAUCAUCUUGAAUGUGGACAUCAAUUGUUGCCCAAUCAAAAAUCCUGUCCAAAGAUGAAAAAACGUCGCUGAAAACGGCAAAUUGUGGGUUGCCAUUUUCAGCUAAGCUCUUGACCAGCCUCCUUCCAUCUCUGCCGUUGAGCAUAGAUUUGGAGAGAUGGGAGGGUGCUAUGUUGAGGUCAUCGCACACGGCCUUCCAUUCAUCCGGGUUGUCCUUCUUCAUCUCCUCUGCCAAUGAGUUCGUCAACCCCUGGAGGCAAUGUAGUGGGGGACACAGUACAUCUUCCUGCAGAAGACUUAUCAGAGGAUCUCUGUAAGUCCUCUUCCCAGCGUCCGUCGUCAUCGCCCUCUUGUGCUCUGCACGCUCCACGGUGCAGUUGGGACAGAAUUGGGUUGCUCCAGCCGCCUUUAUACCCAGGAUGAAAGGUACCACCUUCAAAUCACUGCAAAGCAAGAGAGAGCUCUAGUAAGGUGAAAAAUGAGAGAUUAUUGAUUUUUUUGCUGUUUGAGAGGAAAAUAGAAUUUUUUGGUCGUUAAAAUUUUUUUGAUAAGUCGUAAUCAUCUUUCGGAUCUGUGCCAAGUGCAAUAUAAAAUUUACAAAGUAAAUGUGUUUCGAGCUUCAUGAUUUUAAGGAACAAUGUUUUGGGGUCAACAAAUUACUGUGACAGAGAACAUAAAAUAUUGUUUAGUCCAUAUGGUCAUGUUUUAUUUUUCAGGGUCUGAAUCCGCAUGUUUUCAUUCCUCCAACUGCCUUUACCUCUCUACUCAGCAAACAAAUCCUCAGAUUGAUCGAGCCCUCUCUGAAUGUUGUCGAUGAAAUAAAGGAAGAACUAAUUGCCACUGUUCGCAGCUGUAAUGUUGGCGUAAGUUAUCAUUAUUGACUUUUAUUAUAGUUUAUUGAAGCACAGGGUGUUUCAAAAAAUUUGGAACAAAUUAUUUGCUUAUAUCUUUGUUGUCUGUGCAGCUAUCAACGAAAUUCUUUUUGCUUCUAAAAAUUGACGUCGUCCGUUUUUAGAAUCUCUUAAAAAAAAUUUUUUUCGUCGGCGGAGGGCCCAUUUCUCGGCGGACAAAAUUAGGGCCUUUUUUAAAAAUCACAUCGUAUUACGUGGCGGAAACGCCGUUGCAACGGCUGAAAUCAAGUUUACGUUAAACCUCCGUUGAUUUUACGGUAUGUUUUUUUUGCGUUUUCGAUUUACCGCGGAGGCGCGGCGGAGACCUCAGAUUUCGGCGGACGUUGUUUUGGGCCUUCGGCUUUUGCAAAUUCAUGUUGGAAAAGAGGUUGGGGCGAUUUUUUGUAUUCAUCGGUGCACAGAUGGCAAAAUUUUCGUACUUUCUUUCCCCGGCGGAGGCUUUAUCAGAGGGUCAAAACGAAACUCCGCCGAUUUGUCCGCCGGAAAGAAAGUACGAAAUUUUUGCCAUCUGUGCAUCGAUGAAUACAAAAAAUCGCCCCAACCUCUUUUCCAACAUGAAUUUGCAAAAGCCGAAUGCCCAAAACAACGUCCGCCGAAAUCUGAGGUCUCCGCCGCGCCUCCGCGGAUGUGCGUAAAAUCGAAAACGCAAAAAAGCAUACCGUAAAAUCAACGGAGGUUUAACAUAAACUUGAUUUCAGCCGCUGCAACGGCGCGCCGCGGCGGCGUUUCCGCCACGUAAUACGAUGUGAUUUUAAGAAAAGGCCCUAAUUAUCCCCGCCGAGAAAUGGGCCCUCCGCCGACGAAAAAAUUUUUUUGGCUUCGUGGAAACUGGACAGAGUGAAAUUGGACAGAAAUAAUUUGGACAGAGCGUGGAAAUUGGACAGAGUGAAACUCGACAGAUUUUUUUUCACUGCAAAAAAUAAUUAUUUGAUGAUUCAAUAUUGACAUUUCGUACGAUUGCAGCGAAAAUCUGUCCAAUUUCACUCUGUCCAAUUUCACUCUGUCCAAUUUCACCCUGUCCAAUUUCCACGCUCUGUCCAAAUUAUUUCUGUCCAAUUUCACUCUGUCGAAUUUCACUCUGUCCAAUUUCCACGAAGCCAUUUUUUUUAGAGAUUCUAAAAACGCACGACGUCAAUUUUUAGAAGCAAAAAGAAAUUCGUUGAUCGCAAAUUAUUUGUUCCAAAUUUCUUGAAACACCCUGUAUAUGCGAAAAAGAAUAUAGUUCAAUUUGUUUUUAGGGUAUAUAUGAUCGUUUCCCGAUGCUCCAAACCAGAAUCCAGGUCAUUGUAGAGGAUGAGUUGGAGCAGCAGGUUGAGGAGACCAAAAAGUUGAUCACAAAUUACAUUGAAUCGGAAGCAGCUUACGUUAGUACGAGACAUCCUACAUUUGAUCAGUUCUACAAGAAGCUCUACAGGAAGGAAUUUGAGGUAGGUUGUCUAAAUAGUGAUUUUUUAUGAAUCUAUGACUUGGUGAAUGUGAUUUUUUGUAGAAGAAGAAUCCAGAAGCCGCAAAAGAAGACCAUGAGCCAAGACCGUGUGGCCAUCCUCUAUUAUUAUCGUCGGAAGAUGCACAUCAGAAUGAAAAUAGAAGAAAAAGGAAAUUUCAUGAUCUAGAUGAUUCAGAUGACGGGAAUAAUGGAGAGUAUGAUGGGGACAAAAGGAAUGUUAGGUUGAUCAGUAAGUAAUUUAUGAUUUUUUGAUUCUUGUUUUAGGAAAAUUGGUCCCCGCUUACUUCGAUACGGUCAAGAGUAACAUCAAAGACGCUAUUCCCAAGCUGGUUGUCAAGAAUAUGGUCAGGUACUUGCAUGAGAAUCUGAUGCCAGUCUUGCUGACAAAGUUAUUGGAAGAAGUUGAAGAGCUCUUCAAGGAGGAUCAACGCACUAUCGCUGAAAGAAACCAUUGCCUGAAGUUGUUGGAAGCCCUCAAGAAAGCCGAGAAGUGUAUUAGAGAGAUCGGCCAAGUAUACUAA